Molecule: messenger RNA, 2862 nt
Organism: Lodderomyces elongisporus
Lineage: Eukaryota; Fungi; Ascomycota; Pichiomycetes; Serinales; Debaryomycetaceae
Gene: MED16
Product: Med16p
Exons: 2
Coding region: 1-2862 (953 amino acids)
Biological process (GO): positive regulation of DNA-templated transcription
Cellular component (GO): mediator complex
Source: RefSeq, a predicted model, not a curated record
AUGUUUGUGAUUAACAAGUACUUAGGACAAGGUACAACACCGCUUAUUUCGUGGUCAAAAAUUGGAUUCAUCGUUUAUGUUCCACCAACGAGAACAGCACAGCAUAAUUUGCUUUUGACAUUCCUUGAGAAUGUCGAUGGGAAAACAUGGAGGUUGGCUAAACCUCAACCAAUUGACAUUAAAUGCGACAACAAGUAUCUACCCGAAAUAUCACUAGUCUCGUGGAGUACAUUGAGCACCGACUUAGCUGUAUCUGAUGUCUAUGGUAAUUUUUACAUACUCUUAGCGGGAGUGGGACUACUAGAAUCAAAAGAUCCAUCACCAAGUUACGAACUCACGUCUUACAAUCAUAUGGAAAUGAUUUAUAGGGACGUCAUUAAUCAGGAUAUGAGUUCUCCGGUCAAUCCCGAGGCUUCGAUAGUAGCAUUCAAAUGGUUGAAUAUUGAAAAACCACAAAUAUUGAAUAAACCGGCAGCAUUGGUUGCACCUCAGGACCACCAACUGGCUUCUUCUUCUUCUGCUGCUGCUGCUGCUGCUGGUUCAAGUGCAACUACAAAUAAUUCUACAUCUUCAUCUAUGUAUGCAUAUGGAGUGAAUCAGUAUGCACCGCACGGUCUUUCACACCCAAUUGCUACGAAACAAGCAUGUGUCGCAUUAAGAAGGAGCGGUGCAUUUAUGCUCUAUUACCAAGGUGAGCAUAAAGUAGAGUAUCAUAAAACAAUGGUAAAUCUAAAUGGCCUGCAGCCACUACAACUGCAACUGCAACUGCUGCCUCUGAUGUUACAUGCCCAUAUACCGAUGAUGAUUGACAAGGCCGCGAUAGGAUUCACAAAUGACAAGGAAAUCAUCAUAAGUGCGUGGGACUCAUUGACCAAUACAAUUUUCACAUACCUUGUUACUAUUGACUGGGGAUUCCUAACAGAAUCUGCAAAGAGACAGAAAACGGACCCACAUUUUCACACGCCAAAGGAAAGCCAGAAGCCACCUACAAUGCAUUUGAAAUUAAUUCAUCAAAUGACUCCCGAACAGGGACUUACAUCGAUUGAUAUUAUUUCAGCAAACCCCGAAAAAUCGUCUCAGGCUAGUAUAUUGUGGACUUACGGUACAACUGUUUAUCGAUACCAGAUCACAGACACGGCGAAUCUUAUACACGAAGCAUUUGUAGAACUAGGAAGGCGACAAGGUGUGACUGGUGAGCUUCGCUCUGUCAAAACCAUUGACUUGGUGGAUAAAAUAACUCGACUGGAUCCAAUACAAUCUAUCGCUUCGGGCCCAUCUGAUAUGUAUGCAGUGAUUUACUAUCGAAAUGGGAAAAUCGAGAUUCUUGAUGCUGUAGAGUGGGAACCUGUUGGUAGCAAAGAGUACCCACCAACCACAAUUUCAACGAUGUUUGAUUUAGGAUACGGAUUUCCUUCGGUUGGAAAAGAAGAACAAGACCAUACGACUAAAAACCAAAACCAAAAUCAAAACCAAAACCAAAACCAACUUAUGAUGGCUGUGUCGCCAAACUUGACGUCCAUUGUUUAUACAGAAAUAUAUGGUGCAGAUGAAAACUCGCAUUUGAUAUUGAAAACAGCAGAAAAAGUACGCAAUGUUGGUGUUUCGCCAAAAGAGUUGUUGAUCACUUCUGCCGGUUUUGCUUACCGUCAUGCAUAUGCAUGCUAUUCCAACACAUGUUCGGAUGAUUUGGUCUUGUUAAUUGAAGCAGAAAUAGAUCGUGUUAAGCAAACACUUUCUAAACAAAUGCCGGAUAAGCAAGAAAAUGUCAAUUUAAUUGUUAAAAAAUUUAUUGAAACUAUCAUCAGUGAAUCACAUCGGAGUAUAAAUUUUCAACUUGAUGCAUUUAGCAAAGAAUCUGUUGAUAAACUAUUGUCCAAUCCCCCUUUACAAAAGUUGCUUUCAUUGCAGCAUAUUCUUGGUGAAGCUCAAGGAAACACUGUUAUGUCAGAUAUUGCUUGGCUUAUCUUGAAUUUGCGAAGCACCAAUUUUGGCAUCAUGUUUACCCUCUCGAGUAUAUAUCGACAAAUCUCAAAGAAAAAGCCUAGUGAAGAUACAAUGCAGGAUUCUAUCACAAGGGGCGAAUGUAUAUUAUCAUUGAUUGGUAACAUUAAAUGGCUUAUCGAUCUUAUGGCCUAUUUCAAUCAGGAACUCAUGCAGCUCACUUAUUUCAAGAAUGAUUCUCGAAGCGAGCUUGACUUGUCAAACUCAAUAGUUUUACCUGUCAUUUUGAGUAAAGUACCGCGAUUAUUCCUCAUGUAUGCUAUAUCUUCGAUGGGCAAAACUCAUGAGAUUUUAAAGAAGUUGCACAAGGAUCUUGCUGAGAGCAAUAAACUAUUCAAGCCCAUGAAGGAAUCGCUUAAUCGAUAUUUCACAAUCUUUAAUAAUGCGCCAUUGACUUUAAACUUGUUUGAAAAUUACUUGCGUGAAUGUGAUGCCUUGGUCACAAAGGAGAUGGCGACUAAAGGCAGUCUCAAGAUUGAACAAAGCUUGGUAUUCGGAAUUAUUCCAUCCGAAGUUCAAGAUUUAGCAAAGACAUUGGUCGAGAGAUAUUCUAUUAGCAUUGCAAGAGAGUCAAAGGUUCCUGACUUGUUUUUUUACGAUACAGAAUGGUUGAAUUUGGGGAAUGAGAGCAAGAACAAGAACAUCAAUAACCAACUGGGUAAUAAUAUAGUUUACAAUAAUGGGGUGGAUGCAUUGAGAAAAGUGAAUAUAUUUGAUAAAGUUCGAAGGUGUACUCGCUGUCGAUCGGUGAGCUUGGUGACGGACCCUUUGGUGUUUGAGGCUCCAAGCACAAUUGGAUUGUGGACAAUGGUGUUCCAAAGGACUUGUAUUUGUGGAAAUGCAUGGGUUAAUGAAGUAUAG